This is a messenger RNA of Pterocles gutturalis (yellow-throated sandgrouse), 202 nucleotides long. RefSeq names its product nuclear cap-binding protein subunit 2-like. Gene Ontology annotation, biological process: mRNA cis splicing, via spliceosome. The record is from RefSeq and is a predicted model, not a curated record. NCBI's taxonomy places the organism in Eukaryota, Metazoa, Chordata, Aves, Pterocliformes, Pteroclidae. Gene Ontology annotation, molecular function: RNA cap binding. Gene Ontology annotation, cellular component: nuclear cap binding complex. The transcript is spliced from 2 exons. The annotation marks the transcript as partial.
GUAUUAUGCAAGAGGAGAUGCUGAAAAUGUAAUGCGAUACGUCAAUGGAACCAGGCUUGAUGAUAGGAUCAUAAGGACAGACUGGGAUGCAGGAUUUAAGGAGGGUGGACAGUAUGGUCGUGGAAGAUCAGGGGGCCAGGCAGGUGAUGAAUGUCGGCAAGACUAUGAUGCUGGAAGAGAUGGCUAUGGCAAAACUGUUUAA